AUGACGGAUUCUAUAGUUCGUAAAUUCGAUGAAAUACAGGAUAUGUGGUUCGAUAGAUUCGACAUGAACGAUAAGGAAAAGAGAAAGAACGAUAACAAUUUACUUACUAAAAGAAUCCUAAAAUCUAAAAUAGGUGAAGCUUCAGCAUUUAAUACAGUACAUAACUUUUACACCGCUGUUUAUAUUUUCAAUAAUUUAUUUAACGAUGAACGAGAAAGAAAAGAAAUGUUUAACGGAAGAAAUGAAUAUGAUUUUAUCCUUUGUGCUGUUCGGGAUGUUGACAUGAAACUAAAGAAAAUAUUCUUAUUACAAAAUGAUACCGUUAAGAUGAAGUCAAUGAGUUUUUAA
Trichomonas vaginalis G3 is the source of this 348-nucleotide messenger RNA. RefSeq lists its product as uncharacterized. Lineage: Eukaryota; Parabasalia; Trichomonadida; Trichomonadidae. The transcript has a single exon. Bases 1 to 348 code for a protein of 115 amino acids. The record is from RefSeq and is a predicted model, not a curated record.